UCUUUUCUAUGUGAUGACCCUCUAGUGUCCAAUAGCUGAAUAAGAACGAGACUUCUGGGAAGUUCAUCAACAGUGAUAUUGAUAUGAAAUGCUCAAUGUUUGGGUAUCAGCUUAACUCAUAAUGUGCCGUAAAGAAUAAAACCCUCUACGUCAAUUGGAGCAAUGACAUCGAAUAGCGGCAAUGACGUUCAAAACUUAUUGGAAUGCCCGGUGUGCAUGGAGUCAUAUGAAGAAUCCGGACGACGGACACCAAAAAUGCUCCCUUGUCAGCAUUCUUUUUGCGUUGACUGUUUGAAAACUAUUUCCAGUGGGGGAAGAAUCCAGUGUCCAAGUUGUCGUAGACAAAUCUGUAUCCCUGUUAAAGAACUUCCCACAAGUCUCGUACUUAUUCAGCUACUCGAUGCUAGAGGAACAUCGUCAAAUAAGGAUAACGAUAAUGCGCUGGUAAAAUACAUUCAUCGGCUUUACAACUGGAUAGCAAAUGGGUUACGUCGCUUCAUUCAAAUCGCAACCACAACUUUUUUUCUGGUGUCACUUUUUCUUCGUAAUGCAGCAUUGUCAGUAACAUGGAUUAUCGAAGUAAUAACCCGCCCAAUUCUUGACUUUCUAGAAGCGACCUUGGAUGCUGCCAAGGACAAGAUUAAAAAGAUACGAUCAUUCAGAGAUAAUCUAUUUGCCUCCAUUACAUUGAUACCUUCGCCAACAACUUCAAACAGUAUGAAAUCUGAAUGUUUAAACUUUGCUCAUCUACUAAUAGAAAACAUGUCUAAAAACAGAAAACUAGAAAAAAUAUCUAAAAGUCGAAAAUUGGCAUUAGAACAAAAAUGUCUAUAUCUUUUAAAUGAGAUGUCGGAAAACCUGUCCCGAUCGGAUAACGCCAAUCUCGGAGACAUACAAAAUGUAGAGGCCCUUUUGUCAAUUUUAAAAAAGAAACUACGAGCCAGGUCGCGAGAUGCAACUUUUUUCAAUCUGCUUUCAUUGUUUAUAAGAUUGACAGAUGAAACUCCAUCAACGUGUAGAAAUAUUGUUGAUGCAGAAGGACUGACAAUUUUUUGUUUGUUGCUUAAGGAAAAACACUUCAGUUCGUGUGUUGGAGAUGUGCUAUUAAUUUUGAGCAAUUUGGCGGAGGAACCAGAAACAUGCCGGCACUUUUUGAAGGACAAACACGGAUUAGUUGGACAUAUCCUAAAACUGAUGAAUUCGAGGGAAACGCCUACGAGCUACUGCGCCGCUUUGGUCAUCUCACGUUUGCUUACAAUCGACUUGAAAGAAUGGAAGAAACUCACAAACUCUCCUAAUUUACGGAAUAGAACACUGUCAGACAUGUCUAAUUGCGUGAUAAAAUGGGAUACUGCAUCAGAAAUCGGAAUCACAUUCAGAUCCUUCAAGCCUUUUUAUCCACUCCUUCAAAGAUAUGACGCACCACCUCUCCAAUUAUUUGCUGUAUGGACGAUAUGGAAGUUUUGUCUGAAUCCAGAUAAAAAAUAUCAACAAAUACUGAUUAAUGAGCAAGGUAUCGACUAUCUACUGGAACUGACAGAAAAUCCUUACGCGGACAAUUUUGUGAAAAUGUUCGCUGUACUUACUCUGAAAUUGAUUGAACAGCGAUUUUUGUGAAUAAGCAAGCACGUCUGCUUUAUAACGUAAAACCAAUAUUA
This is a messenger RNA of Styela clava, 1658 nucleotides long. NCBI's taxonomy places the organism in Eukaryota, Metazoa, Chordata, Ascidiacea, Stolidobranchia, Styelidae. The record is from RefSeq and is a predicted model, not a curated record.